AUGGCAUUAUCCAACUCCUAUAAGCUCCGGUGCUCCAUCCCGGGGCAUGAGAUGGACGUCCGGGGGGUCACGGCCGCCCUGGUCCCCGCCGGAGCGUUCGUGUCCGUGUCCAGAGACCGGACUGGAAGGGUCUGGACCCCUAAUGCAAGUCCAGACAAAGGCUUCACAGAGAUGCACUGUUUGACCGGCCACACCAACUUCGUGUCCUGUGUGUGCAUCAUCGCCCCGAGCGAGACUUACCCCAGGGGGCUUAUCGCCACGGGGGGAAACGAUAACAACAUUUGUGUGUUCUCACUGGAUCAACCACAGCCCCUCUUCAUGCUGCAAGGCCAUAAAAACACAGUUUGCACUUUGUCCUCCGGGAAGUUUGGCACACUCCUGAGCGGCUCUUGGGACACCACCGCUAAAGUGUGGCUCAACGAGAAGUGCAUGAUGACACUGCAGGGUCACACUGCGGCAGUCUGGGCGGUCGCCAUCCUCCCAGAACAGGGCCUCAUGCUGUCCGGCUCCGCAGAUAAAUCCAUAAAGCUUUGGAAAGCCGGCCGCUGUGAAAAGACAUACACAGGCCAUGAGGACUGCGUCAGGGGUCUGGCCGUCCUCAGUGACACAGAGUUCUUCUCCUGCAGCAACGACACCAGCGUGAGGAGAUGGAUGGUGACCGGGGAGUGUGUCCAGGUCUACCUCGGCCACACAAACUACAUCUACAGCAUAGCCAUCUUCCCCAACAGCCAAGACUUUAUAAGCACAGGAGAAGACCGGACAGUGAGGAUAUGGAGGAAGGGGGAGUGCCAUCAGACCAUCCGCCUACCGGCCCAGUCGGUGUGGAGCUGCUGCAUUCUGCCCAACAACGACAUAGCGGUGGGGGCCAGUGAUGGGCUCAUCCGAGUGUUCACCGAGGCAGAGGAUCGCGUGGCCAGUCCACAGGAGCUGCUGGCCUUCGAGGACGAGCUCUCCAAGACCACCAUAGACCCCAAGACGGGAGACCUGGGGGACAUCAAGAUCGACGACCUGCCUGGGAGGGAACACCUGGACGAGCCUGGGAACCGCGACGGACAGACGCGUCUGAUCAAGGAGGCGGACAAGGUGGAGGCGUACCAGUGGAGCGUCGCCGAGAGCCGCUGGGUGAAGAUCGGAGACGUGGUGGGAGGGUCCAGCCAGCACACCACCAAGAAGGUCACGUACGAGGGGAAGGAGUACGACUUUGUGUUCACCAUCGACGUGAACGAGGGAGGGCCGUCCAUGAAGCUGCCCUACAACAUGUCCGAGGAUCCCUGGCUCACCGCACACAACUUCCUGCAGAAGAACGACCUGAGCUCCGCCUUCCUGGACCAGGUGGCCAACUUCAUCAUCGAGAACUCCAAGGGGCACGUGGUGGGGCCGGCCACCCCCAGUGCAGUAGACCCCUUCACUGGAUCCGGGCGCUACGUCCCGGGAGCGGCGGACGGCAGGACGGGCUUCGGGGCGGACCCCUUCACAGGCUCUGGCCGAUACAUCCCCGGGUCAGGAUCCACUGGCGGCUCGACAGGUGCGACCGACCCCUUUACAGGUGGAGGUGCCUACUCCUCCGCAGCCUUCAGGCAGACCGCCACCAACAUCUACUUCCCCAAGACGGACAGCGUGACCUUCGACCAGGCCAACGCCACACAGAUUAUGGCCAAGCUGAAGGAGCUGAACGGCACUGCGUCCCCGGAGCACAAGCUGUCGGAGGAGUUUGUGGAGAGCCUGGAGAGGAUGCUGGACAGCGUGGUGGGCGGAGCCAACAACUCCACGCCGCCACCCAGCCUGCAGCAGAUCAACCUGCUCUGGAAGGCGUCCCACUGGCCUGAAGACAUCGUGUUCCCCGUGCUGGACAUCCUGCGGCUGGCAGUGCGCCACCCGCAGGUCAACGAGAGCCUGUGCGGCGAGGCGGAGGGCGUGCAGCUCUGCAACCACCUGCUGGGCCUGAUGGCCCCCCAGGGCCGGCCGGCCAACCAGAUGCUGGCCCUGAGGACUCUGUGCAACUGCUUCGGGGGCCCCCAGGGCCGCGCCCUCCUCCUGGCGCAGCGGGAGGCCGUGCUGGCGCGCGCGGCCGAGCUGGCCGUCGGCGGCAGCAAGAACACCCAGGUGGCGCUGGCCACGCUGCUGCUGAACUACGCGGGCUGCCUGCACGGGCGGCCCGACCUGGAGGCCAAGGCGCAGUGCCUGUCGGUGGCCAGCAGCGCGCUGGAGUCGGUGCAGGACAAGGAGGCGGUGUUCCGGCUGCUGGUGGCGCUGGGCACGACCCUGGCCUCGGACCAGUCGGCCCGAGAGCUGGCCCGCUCCCUGGGGGUCACCUCCCAGAUCGGCAAGUACUCGUCGGUGGCGGACCCGGCCAAGGUGGGCGAGUGCUGCCAGCUGGUGCUGAAUGAACUGCAGUGACGUGGGGGAGAGGGGGGCACGCGUGGUGACCUGGCUUAAUAUCGGUUUCAAUAUCCCGUUUUUGUUCAACAAUUGUUUGUGGUGGAUACAUGACUAAUGCACGUGCAGCAAUAAAAAAAGAUGUACAAAUUGCAAAUUUGAAUAAACUUUUUUUUAUUUA
Molecule: messenger RNA, 2557 nt
Organism: Gadus macrocephalus (Pacific cod)
Lineage: Eukaryota; Metazoa; Chordata; Actinopteri; Gadiformes; Gadidae
Gene: plaa
Product: phospholipase A2-activating protein
Exons: 14
Coding region: 1-2397 (798 amino acids)
Biological process (GO): proteasome-mediated ubiquitin-dependent protein catabolic process; ubiquitin recycling
Cellular component (GO): cytoplasm; nucleus
Molecular function (GO): ubiquitin binding
Source: RefSeq, a predicted model, not a curated record